Leucoraja erinaceus (little skate) is the source of this 1589-nucleotide messenger RNA. Its product is annotated as diacylglycerol O-acyltransferase 2-like. Gene Ontology annotation, molecular function: diacylglycerol O-acyltransferase activity. The transcript has 6 exons. Lineage: Eukaryota; Metazoa; Chordata; Chondrichthyes; Rajiformes; Rajidae. The record is from RefSeq and is a predicted model, not a curated record. Gene Ontology annotation, cellular component: endoplasmic reticulum membrane. The annotation marks the transcript as partial. Gene Ontology annotation, biological process: triglyceride biosynthetic process.
GUCGCUGGCGUGGCAUGGCGUGUGACACGCGUGUGCCCGGGCUGCUGGAGGCCCUGUGUGUGUACCAGUGGGGGGAUCUAACAAAUUCCCGCCUCUCUCCAGGAGGUCGAAGAUCGCAGUGGAUCAGAGAGUGUCGAAUCUGGAAAAGAAUGAGCGAUUAUUUUCCCGUGACGCUGGUGAAAACUGCGGAGCUGGAUCCCAAGAGGAACUAUGUCCUCGGAUAUCACCCGCACGGGAUCUUGUGCGUUGGGGGCUUUGUCAACUUCUGCACGGAGGGGACCGGGUUCUCCCAGGUUUUCCCGGGAAUCACUCCGCAUAUGGCCACGCUAAACGGCCUGUUCCACCUGCCCGUCUACAGGGAGUUCCUGCUCAGCUCAGGAGCGUGCCCAGUCAGCAAGGAGGGUCUGGGCCACAUCCUGGGGGUGGGGGCCGGGGGGGAGGCGCUGGUGAUCGUGGUGGGGGGGCGCGGCCGAGUCCAUGGCCGUCCGUCCACACACACACGCGGUGCUGCUCAAGACCGCAGCGGCUUCAUACGUGUGGCCCUGGAACACGGGGCAGACUUGGUUCCUGUCUACUGUUUCGGAGAGACAGCGCUCUACGACCAGGCCUACUUCGAGCCCUCGAGCUGGGCCGGCCGCCUGCAGCGGGGGUUUCAGAAGGCGGUGGGGUUUGCCCCGUGUGUGUUCCGUGGCCGAGGCCUGCUCCCUCCCCGCUCCUGGGGCCUCCUGCCCUUCUCCAGGCCCCUCACCACCGUGGUCGGAGCCCCCAUCCGUGUGGAUAAGACCCCCAGCCCAUCGCAAGAGGACAUUGCCCGAUAUCACGCCCUCUACCAGCAGGCCCUGCGCCAACUAUUUGACCAGCACAAGGUGCGGUGCGGACUGCCAGAGAAUGCCGCCCUGACCAUCUACUGACCCCUGGAUCAGUCCACGGGGAACAGGCCCUUCGGCCCUUCCAGCGAGUCCGUGCCGACCAGCCACCGCCCGCUUGAAGGAGAGUCUCGACCUGAAACGUCGAAUGUUCCUCCUCUCCAGGGACUCUGCCCGAGUUACUCCAGCACUUUGUGCCUCUCUUCGGUUUAAACUAGCACCUGCAGUUCCUUCCUAAACAUCACCCCGUUAGCUUAGUUUAGUUUAGAGACAUAGAAAUAUAGAAACAUAGAAACAUAGACAAUAGGUGCAGGAGUAGAGGCCAUUCGGCCCUUCGAGCCUGCACCAUUCGCCAUUCAAUGUGAUCAUGGCUGAUCAUCCAACUCAGUAUCCCAUCCCUGCCUUCUCUCCAUACCCCCUGAUCCCUUUAGCCACAAGGGCCACAUCUAACUCCCUCUUAAAUAUAGCCAAUGAACUGUGUGUGGCCUCGACUACCCUCUGUGGCAGAGAAUUCCACAGAUUCACCACUCUCUGUGUGAAAAAAGUUCUUCUCAUCUCGGUUUUAAAGGAUUUCCCCCUUAUCCUUAAACUGUGUGUGUGGCCCCUUGUCCUGGACUUCCCCAACAUUGGGAACAAUCUUCCUGCAUCUAGCCUGUCCAACCCCUUAAGAAUUUGUUAAGUUUCUAUAAGAUCCCCUCUCAAUCUUCUGAAUUCUAGCGAGUA